Molecule: messenger RNA, 1500 nt
Organism: Bacidia gigantensis
Lineage: Eukaryota; Fungi; Ascomycota; Lecanoromycetes; Lecanorales; Ramalinaceae
Exons: 1
Coding region: 1-1500 (499 amino acids)
Biological process (GO): transmembrane transport
Cellular component (GO): membrane
Molecular function (GO): transmembrane transporter activity
Source: RefSeq, a predicted model, not a curated record
AUGGCAGACAACGAAAAGAUCACGAUGGCGCGACAACACGAAGACUCCGACUCGAGCUCUCCUACUCGUCACGAGAAAGAAGCUUCUGCGACAGCCGAGUACGUCCCUCCAGACACGUCCAAUGUCAAUCCGAAAGCGGUCCUGUUGAAGAUGGACCUACACCUCAUUCCAAUGCUCGCCCUCCUCUAUCUCCUCUCUUUCCUCGAUCGCGGCAAUAUUGGCAAUGCGAAGAUUGAGGGACUAGUAGAGUCGUUACACAUGUCAGGCCCACAGUACAACUGGACUCUCACCGUCUUCUUCUUCACCUACGCCGCCUUCGAAGUGCCCUCCAAUCUCCUCCUCAAGCGCCUCCGUCCCUCAAUCUGGUUGCCUACAAUUAUGGUAGCAUGGGGUACGGUCAUGACCCUGAUGGGCAUUGUACAGAAUUUCAAGGGCUUGCUUAUUGCGAGACUAUUCCUCGGCGUUACGGAAGCUGGGCUUUACCCUGGCGUUGCAUACUACAUCACCCUCUGGUAUGUGCGAACGGAAGCGCAAUUCAGGCAAGCAUUGUUCUUCAGCGCAGCCAGUGUCGCAGGCGCAUUCUCUGGUCUCCUCGCUUUCGGCAUCGCGAAGAUGGAUGGAGUAGGCGGGUACGAUGGCUGGAGAUGGAUCUUCAUCCUCGAGGGAAUCUUGACAGUCUUGGUUGCCAUCAUAGGAUACUUUACGAUCUACGAUUUUCCGGAGACUGCAAAGUUCCUGACUCCGGAAGAAAAAGAAUGGGUCAUACACAGAUUGAAAUAUCAAGGAAGUCAGCAGUCAGACAAGCUGGUAGCGGAAGCAGCAGAGUUCAAAUGGCGAUACGUACUGGACGCCUUCUCAGACUGGCAAAUAUACUUGGGCAUAUGGAUGUACUGGGGCAUCGUGGCUCCCCUUUAUGGAACGUCCCUCUUCCUCCCGAGUAUCAUUAAAGAGCUCGGAUACGAGAGCUCCACCGCUCAACUCCUCACAGUCCCCAUCUACAUUACCGCCGCCGUCCUCGCCAUCGGGGUAGCAUGGACAUCCGAUCGCACUGGCCAACGAUCGCCCUACAUAUUUACAUGCAUGUGCGCGAUUCUCAUCGGCUUUAUCAUCUGCAUCUCUGCGUCCGCUCACGGCGGCGUGCCAGGCGUUGUCUACGCGGGCAUCUUCAUCGCUGUCUGUGGGAUCUACCCAGCUUUUCCGGGCAAUGUUACGUGGAUCUCGAAUAAUCUCGCGGGGAGCUACAAGCGCUCGGCGGGGAUGGCGAUGCAUAUUGGGAUUGGGAAUUUGGCUGGAGGUGAGACGUUCCCUUUCGCUCCCCCUUUACUCUCCUUCUGUUCCACCCCUGCGUAUACUGACACGACCGCUAGCAAUGUCAUCGAACUUCUACCGCUCCAAAGACAUGCCGAAAUACGUGCUUGGCCAUGGGCUGGAGAUCGCAUUCGUAUCAGUUGGAUUGUGCGCGGUGGUGUGUUUGAGGCUGAACUAUCAGAGGAUCAAUAG